AUGUAUCCAGAUUGGCCUGAGUCCGAUGCUGAUUUGGUGCCACUGCCACUUUGCGAUGGCCCAAAGCUGAAGCCAUUCGACUUCCAGGGGCCGCAGAAAAUCGAAUUCCUCGAUUACCUCGGGGAAGGCCUGCACGCACAUGUCCUCAAAGUCAAAAUUCUAGGACAAAUCUACGCCUUGAAACUCUUCAGGUUCGGCUACGACGAAGACUGGUUAGGUAACGGACCGUACAUCGACCCGGACAAUCUCGAGGCCAUGAGCGCCUUUUACGAAUAUUCGGAGCCUUUUAGCUGCGAAUGUCGUGCUUUUGGUCGCCUUCAAGAAGACGGCCAUGAAGAGCUGGCCGCUCGGUGCUACGGCUACGUGCUCCUCGACGAAGAACACGAACGUGUCGUGAUGGAUCAGUUCAGCCACCUCGAGAUCAAUUUCAACGGCAACAUCCAAUAUAGUGGAUAUGAGGAUUUGCGCUCACGUUUUGUGGGCAAAGGCGUCGACAGGGCCCCGCCCAUCCGGGGCAUCGUCAAGGAGUUCGGUCCCACCGAGGAGGAUUUGCGGACAAGGGAAGUGCGUAGGAUGCUCAAAGAUGUUAUUCGAUUGCAGCAACUCGGCAUCAUCUACAUCGACGUAGGGCACCGGCAACUUGUCGGCGGCAAGUUCUGCGACUUCAGCACCGCUAUCACCGUGCCGCAUUAUAUCACUACUCCGGAGCUGAACCCGCGUCUUGGGCCUGAGUGGAUACCCGCCCUAGAGUUUGAAACUUUCCAGUUCAGUAUCAACGACUACUGGCAAUUCGACGAGAUGGUGCGGGAGUGGAAUGAUGAACAGGAGAAGCGGAAGACCAAGAAGAAGAAAAUCUCAGUCUACGCAUUUCCCGGCGGGAGAGGUUGUCGAAUCAAAUACAACCUGAGAAAUUUCGAAUUUCCGCCGACGACUCGCUACCAGGCCACCUAG
Messenger RNA from Scedosporium apiospermum, 951 nucleotides. RefSeq lists its product as uncharacterized. NCBI's taxonomy places the organism in Eukaryota, Fungi, Ascomycota, Sordariomycetes, Microascales, Microascaceae. The record is from RefSeq and is a predicted model, not a curated record. The transcript has 3 exons. The coding region runs from base 1 to 951 and encodes 316 amino acids.